CAAGAACACUACAAACGACAACUAAAAAAAAUCACAUUUUAGCUAAUUUACAAGAAGAAGAUUGAUACCAAAAUGUCGAAAACGUUCAAAGCCAUAAGAGACCGGACAUAUUCAGGUGUAGGAGACCUCAUCAAGCUCCUCCCGACAGGAACCGUCUUCUUGUUUCAGUUCUUAAACCCUGUGCUAACCAACAACGGACAUUGCCUCCUCAUCAACAAGUACUUCACCGGAGCUCUCAUCGUUGUCUGUGCCUUCUCUUGUUGCUUCACUUGCUUCACCGAUAGUUACCGAACAAGAGAUGGUUACGUUCACUAUGGUGUAGCUACCGUGAAAGGUCUCUGGCCAGAUUCGUCUUCAGUGGAUUUGUCUUCGAAACGUCUUAGAGUUGGAGAUUUCGUUCACGCUUUCUUCUCUCUUAUCGUGUUCAGUGUUAUUUCCUUGUUGGAUGCAAACACUGUUAACUGUUUCUACCCUGGCUUUGGUUCCACUGGAAAGAUCUUUCUCAUGGUUUUGCCUCCGGUCAUUGGAGUUAUCUCCGGCGCUGUUUUCACUGUGUUCCCUAGUAGACGUCAUGGAAUUGGGAACCCUUCGGACCACAAUGAUGAUGAUAUUGCUUCCGAGAUGAAGUGAUAUACAUGCAUGUGUCGUCGUUUCAUGGACUGGCAAAUACUAAAAAUGUAUAAAUAAUAAUUGUUCUAAAUCUUUAAAUUGUUUUUUUAAUGAUUUAUUAUGUUGGUGAGUUCUUCUGAUCAUAUGUGUUGUGUAAUGUGUGCGUGUGUGUUUUAUUUCAUUUUUUUUUUGUUUUUUUUUUACACAUUUGUUUGUUGAUAAAAUGAAGGUAAUAAAACAUAUAUUUAGUGAACCAA
This is a messenger RNA of Capsella rubella, 866 nucleotides long. RefSeq names its product protein DMP2. Bases 73 to 630 code for a protein of 185 amino acids. NCBI's taxonomy places the organism in Eukaryota, Viridiplantae, Streptophyta, Magnoliopsida, Brassicales, Brassicaceae. The transcript has a single exon. The record is from RefSeq and is a predicted model, not a curated record. Gene Ontology annotation, biological process: endomembrane system organization.